Molecule: messenger RNA, 888 nt
Organism: Leptopilina boulardi
Lineage: Eukaryota; Metazoa; Arthropoda; Insecta; Hymenoptera; Figitidae
Exons: 1
Coding region: 1-888 (295 amino acids)
Cellular component (GO): nucleus
Source: RefSeq, a predicted model, not a curated record
AUGGCGGAUGCAGAAAAGAGAAAAAGAUGUGGAAACAUAUCGCAAGAACAAAAAGAUGUACUAAUCUCAUUUGUAGCUUCAAAUGAAAAGUUAAGAAACAAAAAAUUCGAUGCAUCUUUCACUUAUCAGCACUCUCAAAAUCUGUGGAAAGAUAUUACGAAAGAAUUAAAUGCGAUACCGAAUGGCUCUCCGAAAACUUGGGACAAAUGGCGAAAAAGUUGGCAAGAUUUAAGAUGUAAUGUGAAGUCAAAAGUUGCUAAAGAGAAAAAACAUGCUACUGGUACGGGGGGUGGUAAUAAACUGCAGCUAUUAAACAAUAGCGACACAGCUGUCUUAAAUUUAUUGUCACAAGUUACGGUCGAAGGAGAUCCACAAGUCGAGGAGGGAGAUGUUUCUUUUUCAUUCGGACACAGCGUUGAGUAUUUGGAAGAUGAUGCAGAUUUUGAUGAAAGUUUAGGGCCGACCAUUCAAAAUCAAGCAAUAAUUAGAAAUGAUUCGAAUGAACUGGCGGUAGUAGAACCUCCUACAGUAGGAAAUGCCCGUCUUUCAGCAACUAACUCAGUUGGUUCGCGAGAAACUCCUCCGAAAAGUUCAACUAGCAAUCGAACACGCAUUUACAAGAAAGAUGAAAGAUUUGCCGAAACAAAAAAUUUCACAUCAAAAAUAGCAAAUACCGGGGAACAAGAUUUAAAUUUAAGAAGCGAUUAUUACACAGCAAAGUUGAAGUUAUUAGAACGACAAGUCGCUGCGUAUGAGACAAUUGCAAAUAUUUGCUCAAAUGCCUUCGUAAUAUUAGAGAAAUUUGCUACUGCAUGGCUGCCUUCUAAUAUGGAAGUACAACACGAUGACGAAGACUUAAUAUUUGAGGACAUUGAGGGCUUCGAUUAG